Messenger RNA from Drosophila gunungcola (fruit fly), 1037 nucleotides. Its product is annotated as ankyrin repeat domain-containing protein 39. The transcript has 3 exons. The record is from RefSeq and is a predicted model, not a curated record. Lineage: Eukaryota; Metazoa; Arthropoda; Insecta; Diptera; Drosophilidae. The coding region runs from base 40 to 585 and encodes 181 amino acids. Gene Ontology annotation, molecular function: protein binding.
AUACUGUAACGAAGCACUCGAAAUUAUCAGCAGGCUAAAAUGGAUCACCACAACGCGGACAACUGCAAGUGUCACAAGCAGACGCAGCCGGCACAGCAGACGCUCAGCGACAUGGACUUUGAUCGGGGCAUCUGGAAUGCCGCUAUCUAUAACGAAGUGGAACGUGUGAGGGAGUUCAUCAAGAAGGGCCAGUCCAUGGCUCGCGAUGACUGCGACUACACGGCUUUGCACUAUGCGGCCCGCAAUGGCAAUGAGCCAAUCUGCAAGCUACUGCUCGAUGAGGGCAAAGUAGAUGUGAAUGCUGUGACCAAGGCAGGAGCCACCUCCCUGCACCGAGCAGCCAUGAUGGGCCAUUUGGAGAUUGUUAAGCUAUUGGUGGAGCACAAGGCGAAUCUUCUGCUGCAGGACGAGUGCGGGCAGAGUGCCUUGCAUCGGGCUGCGAUGCGUGGCCAUCUGGAGGUGUGUCGCUUUCUGCUGCAGCAGGAACCGGCACUCAAGCUGAUCAAGGAUAACAAGAAUAAAAUUGCAUUUGAAUACAUCAUGGAGAACGCCAACGACGACUUCAAGCUACUGCUGAAACCCUAAAAGGGCUUGUCAUUCCCCUACCGUUCUGCGUAAAUGUAUUUUUUUUUAUAAAUUAAGCACUAAAAUGUUUUCCUUUUAAAACUUUAUUUUGUUUAUUUAGUCUGUCAACACGUUUUCUAUAAAAUUGCACCCGAUAUCGUUGUAAAAUCCUACUUUAAAAUUUGCAUACGUUACUUUGUUCGUUUGCAUUGUGUGUGUGAGAUCGAUUGUAUAUGGAAAAGUAAUCUUAACAUUGGCGUAGUCAAAUAACCUAGUAGAUACAUCAUAUAAAUCAACAUAUAUAUAUAUAUAUAUAUAUAUAUAGACUAUAUACAUACAUAAAAUGUGCAAAUAAUUUAGUUAACUCUGUGCCCGAAAAAGAUGUACACACAGAAGACGCUUUUAAAAGUACGAAAUUUGUGUGGAAAUUCUGAUCUAAAUUUGAAAUACAUUAUAAGAAUGUUAAUAUCACA